Lineus longissimus is the source of this 4275-nucleotide messenger RNA. Its product is annotated as protein argonaute-2-like. Gene Ontology annotation, molecular function: single-stranded RNA binding; miRNA binding; protein binding. The transcript is spliced from 17 exons. The coding region runs from base 87 to 2957 and encodes 956 amino acids. The record is from RefSeq and is a predicted model, not a curated record. Gene Ontology annotation, biological process: regulatory ncRNA-mediated post-transcriptional gene silencing. NCBI's taxonomy places the organism in Eukaryota, Metazoa, Nemertea, Pilidiophora, Heteronemertea, Lineidae.
UCUCUUCGCUUUGUAAAGGUCGGAGGGAUUUUCCGAACUCAUCAAAACAGCUCCUGUACAACAGCUGUCUGUCUGAAGAUGCCAUUAUGUAUCCUGGUAUAGGGCAAACCCAGACACCAGGACCUCCUGGGGCCUUACCCCCGAGUCCACUAGGAGCCCCGGGGUCUGGGGCGCCACCAGGACCCAGUCGCUUUGGCGUACCCCCACCACUUGUGCCACCAAUACCCCCAGGUUCCCUUGGACAACCACCGCCACCACCAGGACCAAAUGACUUCCAGUGCCCGCAGCGUCCAAACCAUGGCACCGAGGGCCGCCCGAUUCUGCUCCGUGCCAACCAUUUUCAAGUUCGAAUGCCCAAAGGUUUCAUCCAUCACUAUGACAUAUCAAUAACACCCGACAAAUGUCCACGGCGAGUCAACAGAGAAAUUAUAGAGACAAUGGUGCAAGCAUAUAGCCAACGAAUAUUUAACGGCCAAAAACCUGUCUUUGAUGGACGGAAAAAUCUUUAUAGUCGGGACCCUCUUCCUAUUGGAAGAGAAAAGGUAAGGAAUAAUGACAAUGAAAAUGAACCGCCAAAUUUUCGCAGUUUUAUUUUUCGGAGUUGUAAAAAUAUCCAGAUGUUUGUCCAGAUUUUUUUGGAUCUGGAUCCGAAAGAAAGAAGAAAAAUGUCAUUGACACACACUACACCUCUUCAUUUUCAGGUGGAAUUAGAAGUGACGCUGCCUGGCGAAGGCAAAGAUCGAGUUUUCAAAGUUGCCAUCAAAUGGAUUGCCCAAGUCAGCUUAUACGCCUUAGAAGAAGCCUUAGACGGCAAAAUGCAACAAAUCCCCUUCGAUGCCAUAUUAGCUUUAGACGUUGUGAUGAGACACUUACCAAGCAUGAAAUACACCCCAGUAGGACGGUCAUUUUUCUCGCCGCCCGAAGGCUACGACCACCCACUCGGUGGGGGACGAGAGGUUUGGUUUGGCUUCCAUCAAAGUGUACGACCGUCACAUUGGAAAAUGAUGCUAAAUAUAGAUGUUUCUGCGACUGCCUUUUAUAAAGCACAGCCUGUUAUCGAAUUUAUGUGCGAGGUGCUGGAUUUGCGGGACAUCAACGAACAACGCCGGCCAUUAACUGAUUCCCAACGAGUGAAAUUUACAAAGGAGAUAAAAGGUUUGAAGGUUGAGAUCACCCAUUGCGGGACGAUGAAACGAAAGUACCGAGUAUGCAACGUCACGCGUCGCCCAGCACAAACACAGUCCUUCCCACUUCAGCUAGAAUCAGGACAGACAGUCGAAUGUACCGUGGCCAAAUAUUUCGCAGAACGUUAUAAAAUGAAAUUGCAACAUCCACACCUUCCAUGCCUACAAGUCGGCCAAGAACAGAAACACACCUACCUACCACUUGAGGUCUGCAAUAUCGUCGCUGGUCAGCGCUGCAUCAAGAAGCUGACUGACAUGCAGACGUCAACGAUGAUAAAAGCCACGGCAAGAUCUGCUCCUGAUCGCGAGAAAGAAAUCAACAACUUGGUGCGAAAAGCCGACUUCAACAACGACCGCUACCUUCAAACCUUCGGCAUCAGCAUCUUAAACCAGAUGACCGAAGUUCAAGGUCGCGUACUGGCGCCACCAAAGUUGCAGUAUGGCGGUCGGACCGCUCCGCAGACUCGAGCCCAGGCCAUCCCCAACCAAGGAGUGUGGGACAUGCGAGGCAAGCAGUUCUACACUGGCAUCGAGAUCAGAGUCUGGGCCAUAGCGUGUUUUGCCCCGCAGAGGACAGUCAGGGAGGAUUCAUUGAGAAACUUCACACAACAGCUGCAAAGAAUUUCAAAUGACGCGGGGAUGCCUAUCGUUGGUCAGCCAUGUUUCUGUAAAUACGCGACUGGCCAUGACCAGGUGGAGCCCAUGUUCCGUUUCCUCAAGAAUACCUACCAAGGUUUACAACUCAUUGUUGUGGUGCUGCCUGGAAAAACACCUGUUUAUGCUGAAGUGAAGCGCGUCGGAGACAUCCUGAUCGGUAUGGCCACUCAGUGCGUUCAGGCCAAAAACGUCAACAAAACCUCGCCACAAACACUGUCCAAUCUCUGCCUUAAGAUCAACGUCAAGCUUGGAGGAAUCAACAAUAUCUUACUGCCAAGUAUAAGGCCAGCAGUGUUCAACGAGCCUGUCAUCUUCUUGGGCGCUGAUGUCACCCAUCCACCUGCGGGCGACGCCAGUAAACCAUCGAUCGCAGCUGUCGUUGGGAGCAUGGACGCCCAUCCAAGUCGUUACUCAGCGACGGUUCGUAUACAGCAGCAUCGCCAGGAGAUCAUCCAGGAUCUGUCGACGAUGGUCAAAGAGCUCCUCAUACAGUUCUACAAGUCCACGCGAUUCAAACCCAACCGUAUAAUAUUCUAUCGAGAUGGGGUCAGUGAAGGGCAGUUCCAACAGGUUCUUCAACAUGAGUUGCGCGCUGUGCGUGAGGCGUGCAUGUUGUUGGAGAUUGACUACCAGCCCGGGAUCACGUUCAUCGCCGUACAGAAGCGCCAUCAUACACGAUUGUUUUGUGCUGAUAAAAAAGACCAAAUUGGAAAAAGUGGCAAUAUUCCUGCUGGUACGACCGUUGAUGUUGGCAUCACGCAUCCAUCAGAGUUUGAUUUCUAUCUAUGCAGCCACGCUGGUAUUCAGGGCACUAGUCGACCAUCUCACUACCACGUUCUCUGGGACGAUAAUGGAUUCAGUGCCGACCAGCUGCAGAUGCUGACCUAUCAACUCUGUCACACGUAUGUGAGGUGUACGCGCAGUGUCUCCAUCCCGGCGCCCGCAUACUAUGCACAUCUGGUGGCCUUCCGUGCACGCUACCAUCUCGUGGAGAAGGAACACGAUAGUGGUGAAGGUAGUCAACAGUCCGGACCGAGUGAUGAGCGGACACCGACCGCGAUGGCUCGCGCCGUUACUGUACAUCCUGAUACUCUCAAGGUCAUGUAUUUUGCAUAAACCUACAAUGCUGAAGUCAUUCCAAUGCGAUGAAUUAGUGUUACCAUGGUGACCUGGGUUAGCGGCUUGGACUCCUCCCCUGGAGAAAGUUCAACACUGACGAUGUUGUGACUCUAACUUUCAUACUGGAUUCACUGGACACAUGAACACUUAAGUUAAAAGGGUCGAAGGUCACUUAUUCUCAACCGAAAGCGUUUGAAUUUGUCACAGCCAAAAGAGAACCAGUCUUAUUCGUAAGUGUGAUUAUAGUUGUUUCCCGGGGGAAAUUUAGUAAUUUAUUCCAGUGAUGUCAGCCAUUUUGGAUUUGCAAUAAUGACUAGCAAAAAUGGUGCUGUGGGGUGUGUGCUUUUCAUUGCCGUGACGAUGUCUGUGUGUCUAUCAACAAGGUGAUUCCAAGUUUGGAAUUUUUGCUCAUUUUUCAAUCGCCAAAAUUUUUAGCACAAUUUGUCAUGUAAUUCUGAAGUUGCCAUAGAAACAAUAUGUUAAUCUCUGUGGCAAUGGUUGCUAAGGGAACUAAUUUUUAUUGAGGCUGUGUUUGUAUCAACUCGAUAUAAAAUAUUGUUUUCUAAUUUUUCGUAUUUCAAAAAUCUCUAAAGGAAGAGAUAGUUUAAGAUCUAAUGCAAAAGAAAGUUGCAAUGGAAACUGUUUCCAUGGCUACAGUCGGUGAAAAAAAUGCAGCAGUGUGAUCUUAGAAAGCUGGAAGUAUUUUUCUCAUUAGAAUUUUUUACUCUGAAGUAUGUUUUAAAAUGUGUCGGGAAGGCACAUCCCGGGUCGUCCAGACCAGAAAUUGUGUCGCGCAUCUGAGCCUUCAUAACUUUUUUGAAGGCAUCUGAACAAUGUAGAUUCUACGUUAGAAAUUUGUUACAAAAUAUUUAAAUGCGUAUUUCUUUUAAAAAAUUCUGUUUUCUUUUUUAAAAAUGAGAGUUUUGUGGUGCUUGUUUGGUGAUUUGUUAUCACAAGGGGACGACACCUGUUCACCUGAUUUUGGCAGGUAAAAUGUCUCACACCUGACUCGGCUUGUUUACUUCUUGUCAAGUUGAUUGAACUGUGAUCAACUUGUUCAAUGUUCCUGCAGAUUACGCAUGUGAGUUGGGCCCAAACAACUCACCAAAUUAAGGCUGAUGAAAGCGAUCUAUUCUAUAGGAUGUGAACGUUUUACUUUCCAUCUGUCAGCCUACCUGGGUCCUUCUUAUUCUCCACCAAAGACGGUGUGGUCAAGCUUAGAAAGUGCUUCUUGAUGUGGAAAUAAGUUGUAGUUUGCUUAUGUUUCAUUUUGGAAGAACAUCCUAUUGGCAAAUGAAACCUCUUGGGGGGGGGG